This is a messenger RNA of Porites evermanni, 7056 nucleotides long. The record is from the annotation of a GenBank genome assembly. NCBI's taxonomy places the organism in Eukaryota, Metazoa, Cnidaria, Anthozoa, Scleractinia, Poritidae.
AUGAAUUCCUUCUCAUGGGGAAGUUUGGUUCUCGCUGGAGUCCUCUUAUUAACAAUACAGGGUAAGAUUUGCUGAGAUACCAUUAUUUAUCCCGUACCAUAAAGAAUAGAGCCAAUCAGAAAGCUACAAACGGCGAGAAAGUUAGUUGAGACGCUUUGCCCUAUAGGAGGGUCUCAAAGCGGUUAACGGUCAGCCGUCAAACGGCCUAAAGAUUAAACGUCAACCGUCAAAUAUGCAGAUCAGAAGAUAACCGUCAAAAAGUUUCAUGGUAUUUCAAAUCUCACUAUUUCAUUUAAUAUGUACUUUAACAAAUGGGCAACAUUUCUACUAAAUAACCGUCAAAGGUUAAAAGCUCUAAAAUGUAACCAUCAACCGUCAAAAUUGGAGAAAAUUUAUGGUAAAGCGUCAAAGCUACCACCCCACUGAGACCCAAACUCGUUCCCAGGUUUCUCUCCCACCCGUCCCUACGGAGCGAGAGAGAACCUGGGAACGAGGUUGAUUGAGACCCUCCUAAAGGGUCUUUCUGACCUUUCAAGCUUGCCCUCCCCACUCCCUCCAUGCAAUGUUGUGCCGCUGUUCAAGUUACCCGUAGGAAACAACAAACACCAUAACUUUGAAUGGAGGGGAGAGGGGAGGGGUGUAGACUGUUUUGUUAUCCGAAGUUACCCCUUUUGAUGAAAUUUAGAUGUCUCAACAAUUUUGUCGCCGAUUAAAAAACCCGUUGCAUAUUCUGCGAUAUACAAGGAGUCGUAUUCCACGACCAAGUAUGUGAAGGAAGGCACUAAUUUGAGCAUUCACCUAUAAAAACAGCGCACUCAUAUUAAGGCUGGCUUUAACUAACGACGGAGUCAGAGUCGGAUCGGAGCCGUAAGCGGAGUCGUAAGAGAGCUUAUGACCUAGUGAAAAUUAAGAAUCGGAGUCAUAAGUGCAACAGAAUCGGAAGCGGAAUAAUCAGAGCGUUUCCAUUUUCUUCCGACUCCGCUUAUGACUCCGUCGUUUACGAUCUAGUGAAAACCAGAAGCAGAAGCGGAAGCAGAAGCGGAAGGAUAAACCAAUCGCAAUGGACGUUCCCACGCUUUUUGAUUGGUUCAGUUCUUUCGCUUCUGCUUACGACUCCGAUCGACCACCUAGUUUUCACCAAGAGCCAUAAUUGUUAGUGAAAACCAGCCUUACGGAAUUAACGACCAUAUUAAUUUAUGUGGCAGUUGGAGGGACGUUUGGAAAUAGAACCAUUACACCUGAAGAGCGACUGAUAGAUGAUUUGCUUGAAAACUACACAAAAGAAGCCAGGCCCGUAAAGAACCCAAAGCACAAAAUUAACGUUACUUUUGGAUUUGAGCUAGUGCAGUUGGUACACGUGGUAAGUGAAUAAAAACAAAUCUGCGACUUCACUCUCUGCGACCUUCUCCCCUUCACCCCGGCCGCCUCCCCCCAUUCUCCUCACUCCUUACUUACACCGGACAUGUAGGCUUAGUUUCUGUUACAUUUUCAACUUCAGGGUCUAACUUGUACCACUUUUCUUUUACCUAAAAUUCAAAGCCGGUCUUAGUUCUUCUUGUAGACUAUAGUAAACGUUUUACGGUCCGUCUCAAUCAUCAUUUAAAAGUGUCAAACUACACAUUUCUAAGCGAACGAAGAACUCAGUUUAUAAAACAAGGACAGUUUAAAAAAAUCAGUACAGAUUACCUUUUCGCCUCCUCCGUCAGUAUAUUACGGUGGCCCAAAAGUGUCACGGCAAUCUCAAUUUGUUCACGGCAAUUUCAAUUUACUCAUAGCAAUUUAAAUUUGUUCACGGCAAUUUCAAUUUACUCACGGCAAUUUCAAUUUCUCGAGCAAUAAGCCCCAAUUACAUUGUAGUUUAUAUCCCAUAAGACAGCACGAGAGACUCUCGAUUAAACUUAGAAAGCUCCAACAAGCUAAGUCAAGCAGAAAAAACACUGCCCGUAAUAAUGUAAACUUAGCACACUCUUCCACUAGCGCGCACUAGGCGCCAAGAAUUAACAAUGUACAUUACAAUGAUGUACAUAGGCUAGCAGAGACUCCAAGAGCCAAGAUCGACGAACUUGACGAAGUUUAGAAUGUAAUCAAAACCGCUCUUGAGAAUAAACGAUGUGAGACUUAUGCCCGUUUAUUAUCUGAGUCUUUAGAAAUAAGGGGAAAAGCAAAAGAUAAUUCAAAAAGCGAAAAACGGUUUUCAACCGAAAGAGAAAAGAACGCAAUAGAAACAAAGGGAAAAUGCGUUACAACAACACAUGGGACUGAGUUGCUCGCUUCGGGUUAUGGGCUCCAAAAUAACCUAUACAAUGCACUUAGGGCUUAUUGCUCGAGAAACUGAAAUUGCUGUGAGUAAAUUGAAAUUUCCGAGAAUAAAUCGAAAUUGCCGUGAGUAAAAUUGAAAUUGCCAUGAGUGAAAUUGAAAUUGCCCGUGAACAAAUUGAAAUUGCCGUGAGUAAAAUUGAACUUGCCCGUGACACUUUUGGGCUACCGUCGUGUAUAACCUUCAGCAAUUCGUAACUAGGUUUUAGUAUCAUCAUCCGGGCUGGUGUGGUCCGUAAUAUGAGUGCUAACGUGGAAGUUUCUCACAACUUGUGCGGAAGCAGCCUCGUUCCUGGGCCCUAUAGAACGAUGUUGGAGUUGAACCAGUUGACGGUAUCUUAAACUGUUACUCUCAGUUAGUUAUUGAAUGAAUAGGUCAAUUAAUUCAAGAUGUUAUUGGUAAUCUCACUGUUAGGUGAACCGUGAUAUUUAAAGUUACACAAUUGUCAAACGCUUUUGUUAUAAUUUGAUUCCAAUUUUCAUUUCGAUUCCAGAAUGACCGGAACCAAAGGAUCACAACAAACGUUUGGGUUCGGCAGGUAAUGAUUAGUUAUCUACAUCUCUUUAACCGUCUGAGAAGCAGACAACAGUCUGAAAUAGCCUGCGUGGCAGGCGUUAAAAGGGGAAGGAGAAGGGGGAAUUUGGGCGUGUGAGAGCGCGUGGUCUCGCCUCCUAAUUCCCUUUCCCUUCCCUUUCGAACGCCUGCCACGCAGGCUAGUCUGAAACGACAUGGUGCGUUGUAAAUUCCGUGAUCUCAAAACAAAACCUAUAAUCUUUUGAUAGAUUUGGAAUAAUGAGCUAUUGACAUGGGAACCAGAUGAUUACAAUGGUAUAGAGGCCGUUAGACUUGACGCCUCCCGUAUUUGGAUUCCAGAUAUUGUGCUGUACAACAGGUGAGUGAUGACGACUGGAGUUACUUGUUGCUUGCAGUUUAAGCCAACUGCAAGACCCUAUUUAACUCCUGACUAAGUAACUCUCAAAAGAAUCAGUCAGAUAGGCAGAUGUAAGUUUCUAGUCAAAUGCUGGAAAGCUUAAAGUAGCAUGCGAAAGUGCCGCUAAAAGAAUUUGUUUUGGAAUGGCCACGAACGUUUAGAAAUUUCAUGAGUAGAACUAUGUUACACUUUCCCACCUGCCCGCGUUUAUGAGGGGGCUUAUGAGAACCUCCACGAUUGAGAAGACGAGGUUCGUGACACAAUCAAUUUAAGAGCAACAGGCACAAUUGCCUGCGUGCAGACGUCUCUUAUUUCCUUGUUGCACGCGCAACAGGCACAAUAGAAAGACUUCGGCUUGUCCCAUGCUGAGCCUCUCACGCAGACGUUCUUUUCGCUUGUCACGCAAUUAAUCCUCCCCGACGAAAGUUCUUGGGGAAGGAACGUGUGACGAAGCCUUAAGAACGCCUGCGCGGGAAGUUAGUCCCAUGUAUCUCUUCUUGGGCCAUAAUUUCUUGCGAGACGGGACACCACAUACGACGCCUCCACUACCCCCCACCCCUCCCCCAUGACAAAGUUGUGGAAAACUUGGGUAUUUUCUCGCAAAUCUCCAAGCCCUGGUUCCUGAAAAGCCGAUUAAUCUAUCCUCCGAAUAGCAAUUAAUCCACAGUUUUUAAAUUUCUUAUUCCCCGGAUAACUAAUCGUGGCUUAAAAAGUUGCUCCUGAUAGCGAAAUUAUCCCGCAAUUAACUUAUCCCAGAUUAGUGCUUAAAAAACCGGUUUAACGAAUUUUUCGACCGCCUGCUUCUAAAAAAAUGGCGCGAAAAUUUGCGACAGCGCAUGGUUUCUUCUCGUCUGCCUUUUGAGAUCGUGUCUUAGGAUUUCUACUAGAUAUUUUAUUGACUCUCGGUCAAACCUAUAUCUGCCUCGAAGUUCUUUGUCUUUUAGUUGGUCGAGGUCAAUUUCUCGUUGUUGGAACUUUCUUUCUCGUAUUUGUGAAACAGUAAGUCGGCCAUUUUGUUUGUUUUGACAAAUUUUUUCCCCCGAUUAGUGAGUUAAUCGUCUUCGCUAGGUGGGUUAAAUUUAACACGUAGUUUAUUCCUAGAUUAGUCUUAAUCGUGCUUUCCGAGGAACAGAAUCUCAUCUUGAAAUAAAAUUUAUUCCGCGAUUAGCGAUAUUUAAUCCUGGAUUAGCGAUAAUCGGCUUUCCAGGAACCGGGGCCAGAACAUUACAUGUCUUCACCUCUUUAAUGAAAUGGAAAGAUGCUUUUGCAAGUUUCUCAAAAUUUUAUCAGAGAAUGAAAUUCUUUCAGUACCGAGUCUGGAAUCGUCAAGGUCAGUGUUCCUUCUUUGUUAUUUUCAGUGCUGACAGUGAGUUCAGCGGUGGGACGGAAAAAUACAAGACGCCUGUUAUUCUAACCAACAAGGGAAAGUGCAGUUGGUAUUGUCCUGUAUCUUUCACCAGCACUUGUCCUAUAAAUGUGCAGUAUUUCCCUUUCGACCAACAGAAGUGCGUAUUGAAGUUUGGUUCCUGGACUUAUGAGGUGAAGAAACGUAAAAGUGCAGCUGAGUACAAGUUUACUUUUAUAGACCAAAUAAGGGAAUCGCUCUAGCCAAUCACAACACGGGUACCAAAAACCAAUAAACCAAUCAGAAUUUAGACCGAAGGCGGGAAAACGCGUGAAGUAUGCAAGCAGAAGCAUAUAACCCCUGAUACAAGUCAAAACUGAUUUUGAUUGGUUGAUAAGAAAAAAAGAAUAAACACCAGUUCUAACAGCAAGCAGAUUGAUUUAUAGCAUGUGGGUAAAGUCGUCGCAUUUUCCAGUUCAUUCAUUUGCUCAUUAAACAGGUAUUUUACAGAAAAAGUCGUUGGAUACCCCCAAGAUAAGAAACUCCCGUGAACGCCGGUCUGCUUUGCGAGCAGAGGCGAACAGAUGAUAGCAGAGUACCCAAAAACAAUUACAAUUUUGAAUAUCCCUGGAAUUUGGUUUACUUAUUUUAGUGGCAAAAUGCAACGUGCGUUUCAUUAAAAAUCAGCAAAGUGAUAUACGAUCCUGUCAAUGUAAGAAUUUCAGUCUUAACAAGCGUCACGUCUGGUAAGGGGGGGGGGGGGGGGGGGGGGGGGACCCCCGGCCCCCCCCCCGGGAUAACCCACUCGGGGGGCCGCUUUUGUUUCUUUUUCACAUCAUGAACCCUCCUCGGUCCCCCGGGGGCCGUCAGUCGGCCGGGUUAAAAAGGCGCGACGGACGUUUUCCCCUUUUCCCCCCCCCCCCCUCCCCCCCCCUGCGCCCCGGGGGCGGAAUCAAACUCCCUUGGAUUUUGUGUAUAUUUUUUAGGGGGAAAAAACAACGUGGGUUGUAAUAAAAAACGCAAAAGAGUUAUACGAGCCUGUUAAAGUAAAAAUUUUUGCUUUAAAAAGGGGCACGGCGGGGGGGGGGGGGGGGGGGACGGGGAGCGGAUCCCCGGACCCUCCCCCUGGAUAAGCCACUCAGGGUGACGCAUUUGUUUCUCUUUCACAUCAUGAACCAUCCUCGGUGACCCAGGGGCAGUCAGUCGGGCCGGAUUAAAAGGCGCGACGAACGCUUUCACCUUUUCUCCCGGCCCGACUGACCGCCCCUGAGUCUCCGAGGAUGAUCAUGAACUGGUGCAAGAAUAAGCAUGUUACUAUUAAAGAGUAUGAACGUUCUGCCUCCCCCCAGUGGGUUUUCUUUCCAUCCCUGCCAUUCGGCAUAGCGCCGGCCAUUACAACGGCCACUUAAUGCAGUCCUACUGGCCGCUGUGGAGACCUUUGGCUUUACAGUGAAAAUAAUCAAAACCAUAAAUCUAUUUUUUAUCCAGAUAACAGAGCUAGACAUGAAAGCAGAAAACCGCUCCUCGAAAUCACAGUAUGUAGAAAGUGCCGAGUGGGAACUGGAAGAUGUGACGAAGCAAAGAAAUGAGCGGAAAUACGCGUGCUGCAAGGAGCCACUUGCCGAUAUCAGCAUCACUAUUUUGAUAGACAGAAAACCUCUUUUUUAUCUCUUUAAUCUUGUCAUUCCGUGUUUUAUAAUCUUGUCUAUGGUUCUGCUGGGAUUUUUCCUGCCACCUGCAUCUGGGGAAAGGAUCACGCUGAGCAUCACAGUGCUUCUGGCCAUGGCUGUGUUCCUGCAGCUUGUAGGGGAGAGCUUACCACGUAACUCAGAGACGGUGCCACUCUUGGGUAAGUUCUACAUCACCAUCAUGGCAGAGAUAUCCAUCUCACUGAUGCUGACUUGCUGGGUCCUAAACAUUCACUAUCACGGGUCUGGAAGCUCCGCAAAAGAGGUUCCUCUCUGGGCCCGAAUCAUUGUCCUGCAGUGGCUUGGGUAUUUGCUGUGCGUUGGGAAGCCCGAUGGAAGUUCCCCGGACGUCCCCAACCCUGACCUCAGAUACCACCAGGACGACAGGCGCAGAGGUGGAGCAUUCGCGAUGGACUGGGAGACGUCUUUUUCUCCAGCCGCUAACUGUCACUGCACGCGGUGCAUGAACGCUAGAGGAGCUCACUACAGCGGAGACAGAAGCCCAGAUGAAUCAAGAUUGCUAGAAGUAAGGUACACAGGAGAAACCUCGCCUGUUGACAUGCCUGAAAAACGCUCACGAGAGAGACCCAAGGAGAGGCUGUCUGAGGAAAUAAGUGUUCUUGCAAACAGCAUUCGAGAGCGCGAGAAAGUGGAGAAAAAUCAGGAAGACUGGAAAUAUUUCGCAAUGGUUAUGGACAGAGUUUUCUUCUGGAUCUACUCUAUGACUAUCGUGAUGUCGACUUUGACCAUAUUUUUUACUCGAGGUGAGGAGUAA